AUGAGUCGGAUCCUGGACUCGGACACCAAACGAGGAGCCAGAGCCCCACGGGCUCAGCCGGGAGUGGCUCUGGGAGCCGACUCGGCCACUCCAGUCCAGCCCAGCCGCAAGAUGUCCUGCGAGAAAACCGUGUGCGGUGAGCCCUGCCCCGAUCCGCGCGCCGCCGCCUGCAAUGAGCCCUGCGUGGUGGCCUGUCCCGACUCGCGGGUCAUCAUCUUCCCACCACCCGUGGUUGUCACCUUCCCGGGGCCCAUCCUCACCACAUACCCGCAGGAGACCGUGGUGGGCUCCACUGAGUCGGCCGAGCUGGCCGGGGCACUGGAGGCGGGUGUGCCCAUCGGGACGGGCCAGAAGGGCCUGGAGUGCCUGGAGUCCUGCUGCGUGCCACAGUUCGUGGCCAAGUGUGACCCCCCGUGUGUCACCCAAUGUGCCCCGCCCUGUCCCCCGCCCUGUCCCCCGCCCUGUGCCCCACCCUGUGCCCCACCCUGUCCUCCGCCCUGUCCUCCACCCUGUGCCCCGCCCUGUCCCCCACCUUGUGCCACCAAGUGCGCCCCACCGUGCCCCGCGCCCUGCGCCGCACCCUGUGCCACCACCUCCUGUGCCACCAAGUGCGUGACCAAGUGCGUCCCCACCUGCGCCACGCCCUGCGCCACGCCCUGUGCCACGCCCUGUGCCACCAAGUGCGUCCCUGAGCGCUCCUACACCUUCUCCACCCGCUGGAAGCACCCGUGCCAGAGGGGUCUCUGCAAGAAGAUCUGA
This is a messenger RNA of Vidua macroura (Pin-tailed whydah), 759 nucleotides long. RefSeq names its product keratin-associated protein 10-7-like. Lineage: Eukaryota; Metazoa; Chordata; Aves; Passeriformes; Viduidae. Gene Ontology annotation, cellular component: intermediate filament. The record is from RefSeq and is a predicted model, not a curated record. Gene Ontology annotation, molecular function: structural constituent of cytoskeleton. The transcript is spliced from 2 exons. The coding region runs from base 1 to 759 and encodes 252 amino acids.